Amphibalanus amphitrite is the source of this 1657-nucleotide messenger RNA. RefSeq names its product ninjurin-2-like. NCBI's taxonomy places the organism in Eukaryota, Metazoa, Arthropoda, Thecostraca, Balanomorpha, Balanidae. Gene Ontology annotation, cellular component: membrane. Gene Ontology annotation, biological process: cell adhesion; tissue regeneration. The record is from RefSeq and is a predicted model, not a curated record. The coding region runs from base 405 to 983 and encodes 192 amino acids. The transcript is spliced from 3 exons.
GGGAGUGUUUUGUGGCCGCGCGGACAUUCGUGCUUCUCCGUAGUGCGUCCACAUAGUGCCGACGCGAGGCUCAGGUGCGAAAACAAGUCUGAUAUUUAGUUCGCUGUCAGUUGGCUGGACGAUCAUUUGCCGGUACGUCCAGGCAAGAGGACACGUCAGGACUGUCAGUACUAAACUUGUUGCAAGAAGUUAUCGUAACAGCAGUUCCUUGAUUGCAUAACUGUGCAAAUCGCUGCAGAAGACGGUGUAUUUGAACAGAGUCGCAUAACAUAUCAAAGAUCAAGCUGUGUGAUAUCUUCAGUGCUACUUCUUUCACCGACAAUUCAAGUCACGUGACUUCAACUGGCCGGCAGCUACUAUUUGACCUCGGUGACCUCGGUGACCUCAACUGAAGGUUGCUCUCCAUGUACGACGGCGUAGAGGAGAUGAAGUUCACGAGGCCCGUCACCCCCGGCUCCGUUCGACCCGUCAGACAUUCGUCACACUCAGCAACGAUAUCAUAUACAGCUAAACAGAGGAAGCUCGAUGCCAACCGGUAUGCCACCAAGAAGACGAUCGCCCAGGGGAUGCUGGACGUGGCGCUGCUGACGGCCAACGCGUCCCAGCUGCGCUACGUCCUCCAGGCGGGAGAUCAGCACGAGUUCUACACGCUGAUGGUGACCCUCAUCAGCAUCAGCAUCGCUCUACAGUCGAUCCAGGCGUUGGCGAACGUCGCCCUCACCGUGAUGGACAUGGUCGAGAAACAUCACGACCUCGCCUACAGCCUCUGUCGCUGGCGCAACGCGUUCAACAACUUCACCAUGGUGCUGGCCUCCUGUACCAUCAUCGUGGACGCAAUCUGGAACGGCUUCGGCUGGGACAGCUCGCGGCACGUGCCCAAAGGAUACGAGGGUGUGGCGGGGCUGCCAAGAGGCGACCCGGAGGCUGAAGCCGUGGCUGCAGCCGCCGCCGCCGCCGCCGCGUAUGAUGAUAUACUACCUUAGCGUGCAAUAGUGCGGUGAAAUAAGAGGACAGGCCGGUCGAGUGUGUUAAAGUGUCGUUAUACAUACGGUAUAAACUAAGCGCGAACCAGUGGAUGGUCUUCAUAGACGUGAUAUUUGAGGUUAUCCGUUGAAUAUGAAUAUUGCAUAAUGCAUAUGCUACCUAGAAGGCAAGACACUGGAGUGCUGGUCCAAUCAACGAAGGUUUCAGUGGUAUGUCUGCCUGUUUGUCUAGCAUUCAUAUUACGAAAUCUGAUGUGCUUAGCUUUCGUGUGAUUUUACUCUUUCGUAAAACGUGAAUGCUAAGAUCAACAUGUACAUAAAUCAUUUUGAAUGAUGAAAUAUGAGCAUGUACAUUGUACAUACAUUAGCAAAGCAAAACAUUGCAUGUCGAUUGGCGAGUUAUUCCUGCAAACUUUCAAUUUAGAAACGGUUCACGUGUUGCAUUGUUUGUUUAGCCUAUAAAUGCCCUGAGAUUCUAUGAUCGUUGCAUGGUAAUAAACAGUAUAACAAAUCAUGCCUAGUAAAUGUUAACCAAGUGUCUGUAAGUAUGCUACGCGAUGCUGGUGACCGUUCUUACAACAUGAAAAUUACUGGCUGGGAUGUGCUGUAAGAACCACGUCAUGUUUCAGAUGCGUAAAUUGUUUUUGAUUAAUAUAAAAUUCCUCCACUAGCAA